AUGACUUCAGUGGAGAAGAUUGAGGAGCAGCUCGCUAGCCUGCGCAUAGCGAAACGCUCUGCGCUGAGUGAGGAGCCUGCUUACCUGCUGGAUAUAGACGUUUCCAGACCUGCUCAAUCGGAAAGCAGCCGCUUUGUGGCAGUUUCAUGUUCCAAUAAGUCGGUCAGGGUGUAUAACAGGGAAACGUUAAACUUGCUGCGGGAGUACAGUAGCCAUCCUGGAACACUUCACGGAGUCAGAUUUGCACACGCGUGUGACAGCGUAGUGUUUUCCGCGUGCAGCAACGGUACAGUAAAAUGUUGGGAUGUUCGUUUAGCAACUCAGAAAGCUGUGCAGGUAUUUAGUGGCUAUCCUGCCAACGUUUUCAUUGCUUUUGACAUCAACUGCACUGAUCUCAUAAUUUGUGCUGGAACAGAAAAAGUUGAAAAGGACGCAUUUCUGGUGUUUUGGGAUGCAAGAGGCGUUACAAACUGUGCCGGUGCAACUAAAGAGCCCUUGGGAGUUUAUUCUGAAAGUCACAACGAUGAUAUCACUAAAAUUUGUUUUCAUCCUAGCAAACGCAAUUUGAUAGUUUCUGGGUCAACUGAUGGAUUGGUUAAUGUGUUCGACAUUAACAAGGAUAAUGAAGAUGAUGCUUUGAUAUCAACUUGCAAUUCAGAUUCAUCAGUGAGUUUUAUUGGCUGGUCUGGGAAGGAUUACAAACAGGUCUACUGUGUGACACACGAUGAGGGAUUUUGUUGGUGGGACAUUGCUCAGUUAGAUACCGAGGAAUCAAUUACACUGUUGCGUGUUCUGGAUGUCAGAGACUCGGUCUGCGUUGAAAACGAUGGCUUGAAUUACCUGAUAGGUGGCUUGUACCACGAGAAGGCAGACAAGCUCUUUCUCCUCGGGGGAACAUCUGCAGGAAACAUUCACCUCGUGAGCUGCAGCACCGACGGCCUGAGCCCGGUGGGAACCCUUCGUGGAGGACACUCCACCACCGUCCGCUCCUUCUGCUGGAACCUGGCGGAUGAGUCUCUGCUGACGGGUGGAGAGGAUGCUCAGCUGUUGCUAUGGAAACCCAGAGCUGUAGAAAGUUCCCUUGGAAAGAAAGCCUCUAUGAAGAUGGCUUCUUCGGUGCAGAAGAGAGUAAGAGUUCACAACACCAGCUCCCUCAAAAGCAGGAGAAAGUGA
Messenger RNA from Apaloderma vittatum (bar-tailed trogon), 1173 nucleotides. It is a transcript of the gene WDR89, whose product is annotated as WD repeat domain 89. Gene Ontology annotation, molecular function: protein binding. The record is from RefSeq and is a predicted model, not a curated record. The transcript has a single exon. The coding region runs from base 1 to 1173 and encodes 390 amino acids. Lineage: Eukaryota; Metazoa; Chordata; Aves; Trogoniformes; Trogonidae.